UCCCCUGUCCUCUGGUCAAUUCCCUGUCUCCUCCCAACUGGUCAGUUGUGAUAAGUGAAGGGAGUUGACGAUGCAUUCAAAUACGACCACUUUACGCCAGGAAGUGGAGCCAGUGUAUUUCCUUCUCCCUCUUUAUUGAAAGGUUGUGCCAAAAUAAGUAGCAGCAGGACACCCGAGGCUUGGACACUUCAUCCACUGACCACGCAGUCUGGAGUCUGAGGGGCGAAGAGUCAUCAUGAAGACGACCGAGCUUCUUGUGUUCCUUCUGUUCGUGUCCCUUCAAGUCUUCACACCAGUUUCAUCAGAAAACACAACAAGUAAAGUCCCGGUCGAUGUGACUUCAAAGACACCAGAAGACAGGAGUUCUCCAACCGUACUGACGCACGUACACGAUGACGUCACAACCCUCCGCAGUCAACACACACACACAAAUACAGGUAACAGCACCAACAAGUCUGAACAAGCGACUACACCGCAAGCAUCAAACAUAACAACACCAGUUUCAACUGAACCUCCAGUGUUGACCACAUCUUCACACCCAGGAGGACCUACAGAUGUUCCACCUUUUGAAUCCACAGUUGAAAACCGGGUCAACAAUGUCACGCAAGAGGUGCAAGCAAGAAGUCAUCGCAACCACGACCAAGGCAACCGAUCAGUGACAACAGAGAUUCCAGCACAUCCUCCGCCUGUAAACCAAAGCAACCCCAACGCCACGCUCCCCCCUCAGUCAGGCAUGAGCACAUCUGCCCCCCCACACACAUCUGCCCCCACACACACAUCUGCCCCAGGCUUGCAAGUCAAACCAGAACGUGCCGGAGAGAAGGGUGCUGGUUCUCAGAAAGGGAGUGAGGGGCAGUCCGUUGCCAAAUCAGACAAAAGGCUGUGGUGGAUUCUGCUGCCUGCUCUCCUUGUUGCAGCUGCUGCUGCCAUUUUCUUCAAAUUUAAAAGCAAGAAGAUCAACGACCACACAGAAACCAUUGACACCGGAACUGAGAACGCAUCUUUCCAGAGCAGACCUGAAAGCAGCAAAGAUGGUGUCAUGCUCCUCAGGGUGAAGUCAUCGGGCGGAGAAGAAAAUGCUGCAGCAAGAUAAAAAUAAAAGGAGGGCAGUGACAUCAAGACUGAUCUGUGGAUUCGUCACGACUUCACCCCCGUGCUGAUCUCACGGAGGAACUAUUGAGAUGUUUGAUAUUUCUUCUUUCAAAUUAAGUGACACGUUGUGUUUUCUGUGAAGCAGAAAAAGCAUUGAACGGUGUUUUUUUAUUGAAUGUGUGUUUACAGAGCCAGCCCAAGGCAUGAGCCAACUAAGCGGCCAAUAGUGUGUGGGGAAAAAACAGAAACAUUUGAACAUAUUAAAGAAAUGUAGAUAUCUUUAGAUAUCUAAAUAGUGUUGAUCUUAAGUUAUUUGGUUUUAUUUUAGAGUUAAAGGUUGCUCAUUUAGUGCACAUUUGCACAUCUGUUAGUAUCACCGCUCUAUAAUUUAAUUUAAUACUUGGCCACAUUUAGGGGGAUUUUACUGCCCUCUAGGGUUUAAAAAACAAUAGUGUUUGGUGUAAAUAACUCAGCUAUACUUAAUGCAAUUUAUAGUAUUAAAUUUGUAUCAAUAAUAGUAAAGCACCAGCUACUCUUAAUUCAUGAGGGGGGGAUUGGGGUGAACACCAAAUUAAAUUCAUCUUAGAUUCCCAUAAAGGCUUGGGCCGGCCCUGUGUGUGUAUGUGUGACUGUGAUUGUCAAACUCAGAGAGAGACAGAGAGAGAGAGUGUGAACUUAUACAUAAACACUAAAGACAUGAAACUGCAAACCUCCUUACCUACAUUUUCUUAAACUGUGCACUGACCUCACAUCAUCACACAUUUGAUGUAGCGACUGUUCUUAUAUUAUCAUGUUUUUAUGUUUGAGUUGGAAUUGGGGUUAAGUUAGGGUUAGGGCUAGGGAAUGCAUCAUGUCAAGGAUGUGUCCUCACAAAGUCAUAAAAACAAGUGUGAGUGUGUCAUUCAAUAUCCCCAAACGAACAACUGCACAACAACAACAACAACAACACCACCACACAUUCACCAUUGGUUUUGUAUUUCACUAAACUCGUGCUACUAAGAAGAGUUUUGCAGUAAUGGAAGGAACUUUAAUGUUUGUUAAUAUGAAUAUGUCAAUUCAGAAAGCUGUAUUUUAAGACACUGGAACUACUUUAGGGCUGGAUUUUUUUCUUUUGUUCAACCUCAAUUUCCUGAAUAAAAUAACUGAAAGGUU
This is a messenger RNA of Solea senegalensis (Senegalese sole), 2244 nucleotides long. RefSeq names its product mucin-2-like. Bases 236 to 1093 code for a protein of 285 amino acids. The record is from RefSeq and is a predicted model, not a curated record. Lineage: Eukaryota; Metazoa; Chordata; Actinopteri; Pleuronectiformes; Soleidae. The transcript is spliced from 14 exons.